AUGGGCAAGUACAACUUCACAGCCCUGCGGGUGCGGCAGACGGCGCUCAGCCAAUUCGCCAGCGGCAAGACCAGCAAGCUGCCCCAAUGGGUCGAUGUGGUCGGCGAGAUUCCUCCUGCCGAAACAAUUACUCGCACCCGACCGUUUCAACAUCAACUCGUUCGGCAGCGCCUGAAGACCGUCGAUGGGUCCUCAAAACCGCAGGUCGUCUUUGAAGUCCAGGAGAAGCGCAUCAAGCCGAAGAAGGCCAGCCGUCUGUUCCAACCCGUGGAAAUCAAGUACGAGGAGGAUCAACUGCGAAGAGAGUUCUUCCGCGACCACCCGUGGGAGCUUGCCCGGCCUCGUGUACUCCUCGAAAGCACCGGCAAAGACUUUGAGAACUAUGACUGGAGCCGGAUCCAGCAGCCCGGAAAGCGAUUGGAUGGCGAAAGUGUUGUCCAACGCCAGCUUUACCUCCUCAACACCGUUCCAAACAUGACUAAGAGUGAGGCCUAUGACCAAGCCCGCCAAGAAUUCUAUCGACUUCGCUUGAAGGAGGACAUUGAGCGACGGGUUGCUGCGGAGGAGGCCGAGGCCACAGGCGCAACCUUUGGGCCGCGACACUUGGAUAUGGGAAUGGAGGGCGAGAACCAGCAGUUCGAGCGGUGGAAGAAGUGGGCGCAACGAGCGUCCCAGAUCAUCGAGCAGCGCAAGGCGGCUCUGUCGGGAGCUCCAGAGAUCAUGGAGGAGCAGGUGGUGCCGCUAGAAGAGACCGAAGAAGAGGCACCCGCGGCGGCAGCAUAG
Messenger RNA from Penicillium lagena, 783 nucleotides. It is a transcript of the gene rsm25, whose product is annotated as mitochondrial 37S ribosomal protein mS23. NCBI's taxonomy places the organism in Eukaryota, Fungi, Ascomycota, Eurotiomycetes, Eurotiales, Aspergillaceae. Gene Ontology annotation, molecular function: structural constituent of ribosome. Gene Ontology annotation, cellular component: mitochondrial small ribosomal subunit. The record is from RefSeq and is a predicted model, not a curated record. The coding region runs from base 1 to 783 and encodes 260 amino acids. The transcript is spliced from 2 exons.